Messenger RNA from Grus americana (Whooping crane), 4421 nucleotides. It is a transcript of the gene HR, whose product is annotated as HR lysine demethylase and nuclear receptor corepressor. The record is from RefSeq and is a predicted model, not a curated record. Lineage: Eukaryota; Metazoa; Chordata; Aves; Gruiformes; Gruidae. Gene Ontology annotation, biological process: regulation of transcription by RNA polymerase II. The coding region runs from base 331 to 4227 and encodes 1298 amino acids. Gene Ontology annotation, cellular component: chromatin; histone deacetylase complex. Gene Ontology annotation, molecular function: histone H3K9 demethylase activity; transcription coregulator activity; chromatin DNA binding. The transcript has 19 exons.
UUUAGGGAUGACACUCUGGGGACCACGCAGCAUCGGCGGGCACUAAGGGAAACUGAGGCACUGCCUUGCUCUGGCAGGAGGAGCUGGGCAGCGAGCGGGCAGGGGGCUGCCCGGCGUUUGUGACUCUCUUUUCCCUGCGCCAGGAGCCGUGCUGUCCCACCGCCUGCCCGGUGCCAGCCUGCCCAUCACCAUGGCUGGCCGGCGGCAGGGUGCCCCGGGAGGGCGGCGGGGACAGAAGAGGGGCCCGGGCUGAGGGCAGGAGCCCCCCGCUGCUCCCAGGGUCCGGCCAGCCUGGGACGGCGCUGAGCACCACAUGAGCGGCAGAACAGCAUGGCCAGCAACUCAAGGAUGGGGGACACCCCACUGAGGUGGAGGAGAGCCGAGGACACAGCGCAGGACACCCGGGAGAGCAGCGAGGUGAUCCUGCCCCGGAGUGCUGCCGCCGAGCUGGGACUCCCGGGCUACCAGGAGCCCGGCAAGCUGAGCUGCGGCACGGAGAAGGGGUGUCCCUGGAGGGGCUCUGAUGGAUGCUUGGGGCCAGGCCGGGAGCUCGCCAGCGGCCGGUUGGGCUGCUCCUACCCACCGGCCCCGCCGUGCCUGCGGGACGCCCUGUGCCGCCCCAAGGAUGGAGCCGAGCUCCCCUCGCUGCUGCCGCCCAGGAACGGGCAGCCCAAGGCGGGCUGGGCUGAGCCCUGCAAGGAGCGCCCGGGGCCAUGGUGGGCUGAGGCUGUGCUGGCCCCCCUGGCCCUCUACAGCCACGCGUACCACCGCUACCCCCUGCCCUUCCCGGGGCUGGAUAGCCAGCGCCCCGGCACCACCGGCAAGCCCCGCGCCGCUGCAGGGGAUGGGGCCGGAGACCCACCAGCUUUCUGCCACUGCCCCUUCCUCGUAGAGGCCAAGCACAGCCCCUUCCUCCUGUCCUCGCUGCUGCCCACCGGACCCCUGGCUGACCCCCCGUUUGGCGGCGGACCGGAGGGACCGGGGAUGAUGGGCGACGGGCGCUUUGCCGGCGCAGACUGGCGCCUGGGCUCCUACUCGCCUGCCUGGGGCCAGCCCCUCUACCUGGGGUUCCCACCGAGGUGCAAGGCGGCUCUGGCCCCCUUCAAUGACUGCUCCAGCUCAGGGAACAAGGAAUUUUACCCGAAGAAAGAGCCCGGCUUCCACCCCCCGGCCAAGGACCAUGCGCCAUCGCAGCUGCUGGGCAAGGGCCAGGCAGGGCAGGACGGAGAUGGGGAGGGGGAGCCAGCGGUGCCGGCGCUGCCGGGAGCCCCGUGGAGGGAUGGCCGAGCGGGGGGCAGCUCGGCGGUGCCUGCUCCCCAUGCCCGCACGCCUCCCCCCAGCUCCAGCCACUCCAUCUUCCUCCUGCAGCCCGGUGCAGCGGGGGGCUGCGGGGACCCCUGGGCGGGCGUGCAGCCCCACUCUGCCGAUUUCCCCCCGGAACUGGGGCCAGGCCGGCCCUCCGAGCCCAAAGAUGAGCGCCUGGCAUACCAAAGCCUCCAGCCCGGCUCACCGCCGGGACCGGGGGAGCCCAACCCAUCGCCUCUGCUCACAGACGGGCACUACCCGCCGGUCCUUGCCAAGCCGGAGCUGCCGUCGGCUUGCCUCUGCACCGCGCCGAGCUGCGAUGGGUGCCCGGGGGUGGGCUGCGGGAUGCUUGGCCCCUUCGAGCCCACCCUGGGCAUCCCUGGGAGCCGUUUCCCGUGCCCACCCAGCAACCACACCAAGCUGAAGAAGACCUGGCUGACGCGGCACUCGGAGCAGUCGCUGCCGCGUUGCAAGGUGCCCCGGCGGGACGGUGGCCCCGAGUCAGCCGGUGAGGGCAAGCGCUCGGGCAAGCGCCUGCAUGGCAUCGCCAACGGACCCCAGGGUGCCGGGCUGGCCAAGCAGGGCGCGAAGGCCACCGAGCGCAUGACUGUGGCGUGCCCUGGUGAUGGCACGGAGAGCGGAGGGGACCCGGAGAGGAGGAUGGAGCUGGGAGAGGGAGACCUGCCAAGCCGUGCCAGCCCAGUACCGCGGGAGCCAUGGUGCCUGCAGAGCGUGCCCUGCGCUGCCCUGCCCGAGAGCAUCCCGCGGUGCUGUACCUGUGCUGCCCGGGCCGUGGGGGACUCCAAAGACGAGGAGGAGGAGGAUGAGGAUCCCCCUGAGAGCACUUGCAGGCUGCUGCACUUCCGCAGGUUUGCCUUCGGGGACGGCAGGGAGCUGAGCGUCGACGGCUUCUGCACCCUGGGGGAGGCGGAGGGGGAGAUGCUGCGGCUGGAGGCAGCCGGCCCCGAGCGGGGGAGCAGGAGCGCGGGCAGCAGCCUCUGCCUGGCGAAGCACCUGCUGGGGGUCCUGGGGGACCCCUUCUGCGAGGCCGUCUGCAGGGACAGGGACACGUGGCGGGGAGCCCCCGGUGGGCCCGAGGGGGUGACGGCCUGGAGGCGGGGGGAAGGAGCCCCCCAGCUCUGCGACGCCUGCCAGCGUGGCUUCUUCAACUCCCACUGGAGCUGCGCCAGAUGUGGCUUCCAGCUGUGCCCCGACUGCCACCGCAGCAGACGGGAGGCUGAUGGCCAUGAGGGUCCGGCACGGCUGCCCGAGUGCAUCCCUGGCCGAGACCACCACGUCACGUCCCUCGUCCCCACGCAGUUUGUCCCCACCUGUGUCCUGACCCGGCUCUGGAAGCUGCUGCACGAGGUCAGGGCCAAGUUCGGCAUCAAGUCGCACUGUCCCUGCGGGGAGGGGGCUGUGGAGCAGAGCCCAGCGGAGCCCCCGGGAAGCAGGCAGGAGCCGCCGGGGGCCGUGGUGCCCACCCUGGUGCCCACCCUGCCGCCCAGCAGCGAUGGCCAAGCCGACACCUCCCGGCCCAUCAAGGAAGGGAGCCCCGAGGGGGGGCCACCAUCGCUGGGGCAGCCGCCCCCCCGGGGGACCGUGCAGACCGCCACCCUCUGCGACCUCCUCGCCUCCACCGCCGUCAAGCUGUGCCUGGGGCAGGACGGGGUGCGCAUGGCCUUCGCCCCCGUCUCGCCCGCCUUGCCCACCGACAACCGCCUGACCAGCAUCCUGGACAGCAUCAUCGCCCGCGUGGUGGAGAGGAAGAUCCAGGAGAGGCAGGCGGGGGGCGAGCUGAGCCCCCCCAGUUCCCCCCGGCCCCCUGACCCCCCCACCUCCCACUGCAUCCUGGCAUCCAGCGGGCUGCUCUGGCUGCACGACCCUGGCCACGCCAGCAACUACAAGCUCUUCCAGGAGCACUGGCAGCGGGGCCAGCCCGUCCUUGUUUCAGGGCUGCAGAAGAGGCUGGAGGGGCAGCUGUGGGGACCGGAGUCCUUCCGCCCGGCGGGGGGGGAGCAGGCGGUGGAGGUGGUGAACCUGCGGGCACCGACGAGCCGCGUCAGGAUGAGCAGCCAGGAGUUUUGGGACGGCUUCGCUGCCAGCGCGGCAUCCCCGGAGCGGGGCGGUGGGGACCUGCUGAAGCUGGAGAGUGGCUUUGGGGACAUGGAGCUGUGCCGGGCCGCCAACCUGAGCGCCAGCCUGCCGCUGCCGGAGUACUGCGGGUCCGCCGGCCGCCUCAACCUGGCUGCCUACCUGCGGGGCCAGCGGGGCCGGCGCUGGCUGCGCCCGCGCGUCUGCGUGGCUUAUGGGGUGCAUCCCCAGGACCGGACCAUUGGGACCAAAAACCUGACGGUGGAGGCAGCCGACUCCAUCAGCGUCCUGGUGCACGCCGCGGCGUGGCUGCCGGAGCGGCUGGCGGCACGGCAGGACCUGCUCCUGCAAGCCGAUGCCGAUGGCAUGGAUGCGCCGCUGAAGGAGCGGCUCUGGGAUGCCGGCAGCUGGCCCGGCGCCCUGUGGCACAUCUUCCGCGCCGAGGAUGCUGGCCGCAUCCGGGACUUCUUGCAGAAGGCGUGCGAGGACCAAGGGCAGGAGGGGGCGGCUGCGGCGGACUCCCCCGGCCGCUACCUGGACCUCUCGCUGCGGAGGCGGCUGCGGGAGGAGUGUGGGGUGAGCGGCUGGACCCUCCUCCAGUUCCUGGGGGACGCGGUGCUGGUCCCUGCCGGGGCUCCCUACCAGGUGCAGACCCUCACCGGUACCAUCAGCGUGGAGCAGCGGUUCCUCUCGCCGGAGAAUGCCGCCCGUCUCUGGGACCACAGCACCCAUCCUGCUGGGGCUGCACGCCAGCUCCGCGCCCAGCUGGACGGCAUGAUCUUCUCCGCUGUGCGGGAGGCCGUGGGAGUCCUGCGGGGAUGCAAGUGAGGCGGCCGCGGCACGCGGGGAGGAUGCUCGAACAAAGCCAGCGCUGCUGGCCACGGCCACGGCCGAGACGCCGCAGGGAGCCGGGGCUGGGCACCUCUCGCUUGAUGCUUUGCUCCACGAUCACCCGGGGAGGCUCGGGGCUGGAGCGGGGCAGCGGGGGAAUAAAGUGUCUGCAGCGUGCCGGGGCCGCCGGC